AUGUGCAAACGAUGUGUAAGGGAUAGAAUUUUUCAAGGAGGCAUUGAAAUCAAUCCAGGUCCUACAUUGAACUCCAAUAUAAAAAUUAUACAUAAUAAUGUGUGUAGCAUUCUCCCUAAAAUUGACAUUAUAUAUAAUGAACUAUGUGAUUAUGAUAUUGUUGCUAUUACUGAAAGUCAUUUAGACCAAUCUAUAACUGACAAUGAUAUUGAACUUGAAGGAUUUCAGACACCCGUUAGACUUGAUCGUAACAGGUAUGGAGGUGGUGUUAUGAUCUAUGUUAAAAGUGAUCUCAGUUUCAAGAAACGUGAUGAUAUACUUACUUCAAAUAUUGAAAUUAUAUGGAUUGAGAUUGAAAAUGGUAAUCACAAAUUUUUAGUUGGUGUAAUAUAUAGACCACCUAGUGCAAAAGCAGACUUUGUAAACCAACUUGCACUAUCUAUAGAAAGUGCUUUGAAUGCUGAAUUACCAAUAUUUCUGUUGGGCGAUUUUAAUUUUGAUAUGUUAGCUGAUGAAAUAUCACAUAUUGAUGUGAGAACAGAAUCCGAACUACCCCCUCAAGGGCCAGGUCCACCAUAUUCAAUAAACACAAUUCAUAUUACACCCCAAGAAGUGGAGGAUCAAUUACAUAAUAUCAACCCAUCUAAACCCCCAGGACCAGAUGAUAUUUCUCCACAUAUACUGAAAAAUAUCAUUCCGUCUAUCACUGCACCCCUAGCAAAAUUGUUUAAUGCAUCAUUAACCAGCAAACAGCUUCCCCAUAUAUGGAAACUAUCAAAUAUUACACCAGUUUAUAAAAAUAAAGGUAGUCCCGAAGAACCAGGAAACUACAGACCUAUUGCUUUAACUAGUAUUCUCUGUAAGAUUAUGGAAAAAAUUAUUUUCAAACAUCUCCACAACUAUAUGAUGGAUCAUAAUCUUUUAUCCAAGAAUCAGUCUGGAUUCCAACCUGGGGACUCCACCGUAAAUCAGCUUUUAGAAAUAUACAAUACUAUUAUAAGCAAUUUAGACCAAGGCAAAGAUGUAAGAUUUGUUUUCUGUGAUAUAUCAAAAGCAUUUGAUAAGGUCUGGCAUAAGGGGUUAUUAUUUAAGCUUAAGCAGAAUGGUGUUGUCGGAAAUAUAUUGGAUUGGAUUGAAAACUAUCUUACUGAUCGUGAACAAAAAGUAUUAUUAGAAGGGUACUCCUCAGUUAGAGAAAACUCUGAUACACAAGCCCCUGCCGUCUCUUUAAUUAAUGACUUGGAAAAAUUAAACAAUGGUCCAGACAAUGGAUGGCCUAUUUUAGAAUAUGGAAAUGUAGUAUGGGAUAAUUGCACACAAGAACAGAGUAAUCUAUUAGAGAGUGUGCAAAUAGAGGCUGGGCGCAAAAUUAUAGAAAAUGUUACCAUUCACUUCAAUGAUUCAGAAGUGUACCGCGUUGGGGAGAGUGUGGAAGUAAGACUCACAGCAGAUAUAAAUACAACUAACAACGAUGAUUAUGCUGAAGUACAAUUUUACAACAGCGGCGGAACAGGUUGCACUACCUAUCCAAAGAUUUCGGAUUUGAAGAAUAGCAACGGGACAUUAAUAUGCAACACUUAUUGCUAUUAUCAAGGAAACUAUACCCUUUCUGCAUACGUAUAUUAUUCCGGGUCUAAUAAUAAUGCUAGCAAGAUCAUUUAUGCUUGGAAUAAAAUAAAUGAUGAAAUUGUUGUAAAAGACAUUGCUGCAGUUCAUGAACAGGUAUAUCUUUACUUUCCGUCAGCUCAAUACUUUAAUUUUCAUUUCGUUCUUGAUUUUGGAGACAAAAGCAACUACAGGCAUACAUCAGGAUCAUUUCAGAAAGCAUUUUCUGAUUACUUUACGUACUAUUCACUUUCACAUUCCUACGCAGCUCCUGGAGUUUACAACAUCACAUGCAUCUUCUGGAACACAAUGUAUACCCAGACUUAUCAUAAAGUUAUAAGGGUUGAAUACCCAAUUCCAGGUGGAAGCUUAUCUAUCAGCCCUUUGACGGAUUACGUUCCAGUACCAGGUGGGAAUACUGAGCUGACGUUACAUUACUCAUCAGGAGCGCCAAACCCCACAAACGUCAGGUGCAUUUUCCAAUAUGGCGAAGGAGAAGAAACACAAUCAGUUAAUCUUAUAAGUGGCAUAUCGAUUUUGAAGGUUUACUUUUAUAAGUCGGCGGGACAAAAGAAUGUUAUUUUCACCUGCACAAAUGACCUAACUGCUCAAAGUGUUUAUGCAACUAUCUAUGCGGAAUCAUACAGUCUAUCUGAGUUUGACUUUGAGUAUCCCAGUGUAAUCCCCAUGAGCAUGACAUUGGAACGAGUUCAACCGACUGAGGAAUACCGUCAUUAUUAUCGAGCCGUUUCUGUACCUGUAAGUGUAACAUUUACUAUUUCCAUAAAGAGAUUUAAACGAUUUCCACCAGGUUUAACUGUCAAUUGGAAUUUUGGAGAUGGAACACCUGUUGAAACAUUUGUUUUGAAAGCUGAAACAAAAACACACAUAUUUUCAACCAGAAGAGGAACCUUUAGUAUGAGUAUUGAAAUAGGGGUUCCAAAUAAUACCUACACACAUUAUCGGAACAUUACUUUAGGGGUGAUCCAAUUUAGCUGUAAUCAGACAGCGUUUGAUUUCAGGGAUACACAGGUUACCUUUGCAGCUCAUGGGAUUCCUGGUAACGCUACAUACAUAUUUGAUACAGAUUCUGCCUCAGCUUAUUACGUAGAUUCUUCUUCUUUUGCACUCAAUGAGUUCAUGAACCAGUAUACAUAUACGGUAAUGUUCCAGAACUAUGGAUUUUACAUUCCAUCUGUCUAUGGAAAUGAAACUGAAGAAAGAGUAUAUCUUGAGCAACCCUUGAUUGCAGAUUACAAGCUAGAAGAUAGUUUAUACCUUUACAUUCAACAAGAUGCGAUUUUUCUUCCACCCGGACACAUGACAAUCGGUGUACAUACAUUGUCUUUCGACCCCAGACCUUACAUAACCUGCAGUAUGAAUGCGGGGGAUGCAGUUGAUCGCCAUAGUGUUUUCUACAAGACACAAAAUAUAACAAAUACACAGCCUAUCAUCUUUGAGUAUACGUACACAAGCCUUGGAGUACAUACCAUAAUUAUUCACUGUUGGAAUUACAUUGCUGGUAAAACAAUGACAAAAGACUAAAAAAUUACAGUUACGAAUGGUUGUUUUGAUUCUAAGGGAAUAUACGAUCGCCAAUACUCUGUACCAACGAACUCGAUGAAAGUCUAUAAAUCAAGUGAUUUGUACAUUAGAAAUAGAAUGCUUAUUUACUGCGAAAAUGAGAAUCCGAAUUUCCAAUGGUAUGUAUAUGGGGCAAACAACAAAGGGAAAACAAAUACAUCGUAUCCAUAUGAAAAUCCCGUGAAUGACGGAAAGGGUACCCUUCUCAUCAAAAGAGACACACUGCCAGGGGGACAAUAUUAUCUUCUGCUAUAUAUAUUCCUCGGCAACACAUGGAUAUCCGAAUACACCUAUAUUUGGUUCUUCAAUUCUUCUCCCUUUGCAUACAUCAGUGGUGGUGAUUAUGUCAUAAGAUCAGGCAAUUAUCUUUUCGAUGCGCUUAGUGAAUCUCGUAUUGCAAACGGAGAUUUAGGAGAAAAUGAGAACUUGACUUUUACAUUUACCUGUAAAAGACUCAUUCGAGUGGAUCUAGAAGGACCGAAAAUACAACUCAGUGACAAGUCAUCAGGCACGUGCUCUGUUAAAGAGGUGUCAUGUGGUUUUGGUCAGUUGAACUCUUUAAUAUCCGAAUCAUUCGACUAUGCUAUUACGGUAACUGUGGAGGAAGGAUCAUCUCAAAACCAAUUCACGCAAAUUGCAAGAUUUACGAAAGCGGGACCGAUUGAUCUUCAGAUAAACUGCAGCCUGAAUUGUAACGAUAAAGUGUCCGUGUCAUCGAAAUUGGCUUUAACUGCUUGGUGCAGGUCCUGUAAACCAGAACAUGAGGUUCAAUAUGUGUGGACACUGUGGGAAGAUGAAAUUGGAUCGGGCUUGUUUCAACCGGCACAGAUUUUGUCUGUAGUCAACGAAAAUGAUACUAGUAAGCAAAGCUUUGUCUUGCCAAAAUUCUCUUUAACACCUGGAGAAACAUAUCUGGUGACUUUGUAUAUGUCAGUGGUCAACGAAACAGAGAUAAGUGGGCACGUAUACAGGAAGUUACAAACUAAUGCACCACCUACUGGUGGUUCUUGUUCUAUCCAACAGAGAACAGAUUUGCUGGUUGUUCUUCUUAGCGUACAGUGCUCAAAUUGGUUCGAUACAGACGAUGAUAGAAAUGUAUUCACAUACCUUUACGAAACAGUUACAAAAAGAAACUUUUCACACGGAGAGGAAAACGUAGUCAAUUUUCUCUAUGAAGGAAGCGAGAGUAGCAUCUUAGAUGUCCCAAUACAACCGGGGGAUCCAGUUUUCAAUCACAUUGUAACAGUCCGAGUUCGAGUUUUUGACAUCUAUGAGGAUUGUGGAAUAUAUUCCUCAUCCAUAACAGUAAUAGCUAUUGAGCUGUCACUUCAAAACUUUGAAUCAAAAUUCAACAUUUACAGUCUAUCGGGGAACGACAUUCAAACUUCGAAUUUCUUGGGAGCUGUUGCAUCUGGUUUCAAACUAUUUCCCUUUACUGAUGCUACAACGACUGAAGAAGAAGUGAGAGAAGGUGCGGAGUCUAUCCUAAUCGACACGUCUGCAUUGAAGCCUGUGUUUCUUGUUUAUCAGCAAAAAGUUGUGAAAAUUCUGCAACUAGUCCAAAGCGUUGUUACCCCUGGCUGUUCAAAUUCCUCUGACAGAUUCAAAUUAGCAGAUAUGCAACAAAUUUUUAGCACCCUGGAUGCUCUGACUCGCUUUCAACCUUAUUUGUCUUUGGAGGCAGUGAAUAUAACGGUUGAUAUUGUUGACACUGUAAUUGACUGUUUGGAAUUUGGCAACAGAAGAAAUCCACUACCUGCCAACGCAGUGGAAAGUUUAACGGACAUUGCUCAUG
Saccostrea cuccullata (small rock oyster) is the source of this 4984-nucleotide messenger RNA. RefSeq lists its product as uncharacterized. The transcript is spliced from 15 exons. The record is from RefSeq and is a predicted model, not a curated record. NCBI's taxonomy places the organism in Eukaryota, Metazoa, Mollusca, Bivalvia, Ostreida, Ostreidae. Gene Ontology annotation, molecular function: catalytic activity. The annotation marks the transcript as partial.